AUGAGGUUGAACCAGCUAUUUAUCCUUGGCCUUUUCAAGGUUGGCUUCUUAGCCACCAUUGGAACUGCCGCAUCAGUCCCGAGGAAUGGAAACUCCCUCGAAGGGCCUUCGUUUAGCCCUCCUCCAAAUGUCGACAGUGACAAACAUGUCAUUAAAUGCAACUAUCCCGCGAUGAAAGGUUGGGCCCCUGACGGAAAUAGUAAAAAGGGUUGGUUAAAAUGGGUUGGUAGUGGACCAGCACCAGCUCCUGGGGCCUACAACAUUUCAACCGAUUAUGAGAAGGUAUACCCAGAAGGAGUGGUCCGGAAGUAUAAUUUGGUGGUUGACGAGGGUACUGUCAACCUGGAUGGAGUGCCGUCCGAUCAAGCGAUGCUCUAUAAUGGCCAAUACCCUGGCCCUUGGCUUCAGGCGUGCUGGGGUGAUAUUAUUGAAAUCACUGUUACCAAUAAACUCAAGUACAACGGAACAACGCUUCAUUGCCAUGGCCUUCGAAUGUUCGAUAAUCUCCUUAUGGACGGUGUGCCUGGCAUUACACAAUGUCCAAUCGCCCCAGAAGAUACAUUCACAUACAGAUUUAGAGCUACGCAGUAUGGGUCGACCUGGUACCACAGCCACUACUCCUUGCAGUAUUCGAACGGCUUAGUUGGCCCAUUGACUAUCCAUGGUCCUUCAAGCGCAGAAUAUGACGCCUCAAUCGACCCUCUUAUCUUGGGCGACCAUAUCCAUAGGAGUGCUUUCCAGGAUUACUACAAGGUACAGACUAGAGUACCUCCGGAAAUGGAUAGCCAGCUUUUGAAUGGAAUUGGAAACUAUAACAAGGACCCCAAGCGCAAACCAUAUAGCACACUUGUGAACGCAGGCAAAAAAUAUCUGAUGAGACUGAUUAAUACCUCAACCGAUACCACGUUCAUAUUUUCCAUUGAUAAUCACAACUUCACCAUUGUUGGUGCCGACCUUGUUCCAUUAGAGCCUUACAGUACUUCAAGCAUUCUGAUUGGAAUUGGUCAACGUUACCAUGUCAUCCUCGACACUCUUCCUGAGGCGAAGGACGGGGAUUCAUACUGGAUUCGUAUGACUCCUGCAGGAGGCGGAUGCAGCAGAUUCCCAAAAGACCGUCAGCCUGAUGAAAAGAUGGGAGCACUAUACUACGGGAAGAAAACGCAAGCGCUGCCUACGUCUCAAGGUGGCGGAUAUGACACCAGUUGCCGUGAUGAACCGUUUGAGCGGUUAAAGCCAAUCCAACGAUGGACUGUGCCAGACCCAGGAUUGGUGUCAGACUUGGUAUCGAAAACCCAGAAAGUCGGCAUUAACGUGUGGAAUCCUCCGGGCCGUCCUGCGAAUGCUCCCAAGAUUGCAAACUGGGGAGUUGGGCCUAUGCCAAUGUGGCUAAACUAUUCGAAACCAAUAGUGAAACACAUGAACGAAGAAAAAUAUCCCGAGACUUGGGUUGUUUAUUCUGCGAACGAUUACACUAACGACCAGUGGGUUUAUCUUGUCGUUACGGGACAAGAAGAUCUAAACCAGCUAGAUAGAACACAGGCUCCGAAUGCUCACCCGCUGCAUUUCCACGGCCACGAUUUUGCCAUCCUGCAGCAAUCUUAUGAACCAUUCAGCAAUGCCACGUUAAACAUGAACCUCGAUAACCCACCUCGUCGAGAUGUCGUCUUGCUUCCUAGCCACGGCUUUGUUGUCAUUGCAUUCAAGGCGGAUAAUCCUGGCUCAUGGCUCAUGCAUUGCCAUAUAGCCUGGCACGCUUCAGCUGGCCUUGCCCUCCAGGUGCUAGAAGACAAGACUGACGUCGUUAGAUACCUUGAUUCUCACCCGGAGGACAUGAAUGAGAUGCGUCGGGUGUGCGGCAAUUGGGAUAAAUGGUACGGCAAUCCCGACAACCACUAUCCGUCCGACUUCUUCCAGGAAGAUUCAGGCGUUUAA
Arthroderma uncinatum is the source of this 1932-nucleotide messenger RNA. RefSeq names its product laccase-1. Lineage: Eukaryota; Fungi; Ascomycota; Eurotiomycetes; Onygenales; Arthrodermataceae. The record is from RefSeq and is a predicted model, not a curated record. Gene Ontology annotation, molecular function: oxidoreductase activity; copper ion binding. The coding region runs from base 1 to 1932 and encodes 643 amino acids. The transcript is spliced from 8 exons.